AUGAUGCAGUUCCCUGUAGUACAAAUGUUUAGAAAGAUGAAGGGGAAGCCCGAGUUUCCUGAUAACAUACAAGGAUCUGGUGAUGUUCUUUCCCACCUGACGUCUUCAUUCGACCACCAAUGUGCAGGAGGUACCGUACACAUUUCCAUGUUGCCAAAUCCCUCUCAUUUAGAAGCAGUAAACCCUGUCGCAAUGGGCAAAGCACGUGCCCGUGCUAGGUCCUUGGGAGUUGGUGAUUACUCGAAAGAUCGUUCGGCUCGAGUUGGCGAUGGAGUAUUGACCGUUCUAGUACAUGGUGAUGGAGCUUUCACUGGGCAGGGUGUUGUCUGGGAAUCGAUUUCGCUUAGUCGAGCGCCUCAUUUUCGGAUUGGUGGCACUAUUCACCUAGUCAUUAAUAACCAAGUGGCUUUCACUGCCGAGGCACAUAUUGGUCGUUCUUCGGAGUUCUGUUCAGAUAUGGCGAAGGCUUUUGAAUAUCCCAUUAUACACGUCAAUGGUGACCACCCGAAUGACGUUGUUAAGGCUACGAGAUUAGCCAUGGCUUAUCGAGAUCGCUUCCGAAAGGAUGUGUUCAUUGAUUUGGUUUGUUAUCGUAGAUGGGGGCACAACGAACUCGAUGAUGCUUCCUUUACUCAACCUGUCAUGUAUAAGGUGAUUACGAACCGUGAUUCUGUGCCACGGCAAUAUGCGGAUGAAUUAAUUAAUCAAGGGUUGCUCACAGAAGAUGAUGUGAAGAAGGAAAAAGAAGCGCAUACGGCAAAAUUGAUGGAUUCGUUUCGUGCUGCACCAGCCGAAGUGCAAAAGUGGGAUACUGGCUGUGAUAUCAAUGUGCUCAAGUAUGUUGGGGCUGCUUCUGUUUCAACCCCAGAAGGAUUUAAUGUGCAUCCACAUCUCAAAAAGAUGCAUUGCGAAGCACGUAUUCAGAAGGUGACGGCAGGCGAAGGCAUUGAUUGGGGUACUGCAGAAGCGCUGGCCUUUGGAUCACUUUUAUUGCAAGGAAACGACGUACGCCUCAGUGGCCAAGAUGUUGGUCGGGCUACUUUCAGUUUUAGACAUGCUAUGCUAGUUGAUUACGAGUCAGACCUCACUCAUAUUCCACUAAACUUUAUUUCCAAGGAACAAACAGGAUAUCUUGAAAUUGCAAACAACAUCUUAUCCGAAGAGGCUGUGCUUGGCUAUGAGUUCGGUUACUCUUUGGAUCAUCCGCGGCGGUUGUGUGUCUGGGAAGCUCAGUUUGGAGAUUUUUGCAAUGGUGCACAAAUCAUUAUUGACACAUUCCUCAGCGGUGCAGAAAGUAAAUGGCUAACGCAGUCUGGGCUAACCUUGCUAUUGCCGCAUGGUUUUGAUGGAGCAGGACCAGAACACAGUAGUUGCCGAAUAGAGAGAUUCUUGACAUUGUGUAAUUCUCGUGAAGAUCAAAUUCCUGUAGACGGCGAAAAUGUGAAUUUUCGAAUAGCGAAUCCAACAACAUCAGCACAAUACUUUCAUCUUCUUCGAAAACAGGUACUGUGA
This is a messenger RNA of Angiostrongylus costaricensis, 1512 nucleotides long. Lineage: Eukaryota; Metazoa; Nematoda; Chromadorea; Rhabditida; Metastrongylidae. The record is from the annotation of a GenBank genome assembly.